UAGUCUUUUAAUUCUUUUAACAAAGUUGCUCUAGGCGGCUCAAGUUUCUUCACAAAGACUUGGACUUAUUUUUUUAUUCUUGGUCUUAGUCCCCCACCAAUUAGAUAGCUAAUUAUUAACUCAGAAACAAAAAACAGCCUCAUAUAUUCCAUCCCCCUGUAAGACUUGACCCUCCAUCUUGUCCAUUCCCAACAGAUGGAUGCAUUCAUCUUCCUCUUCCUCUUCUCUGUUUUCACCUUCCAAAGUUGUAUUAUUAAGGUCACCUAUGCAACAAAAUGUGGAGAUACAGGUCCUGAAAUCCACUAUCCAUAUCAGAUAAAGGGUCAGCAACAACAUCAUGAAGCCCUUCAUGGCUUUGAGGUUCUUUGUAAAGACAACAUCACCACAAUCCACUUUCCAUCUUAUGGGGACUUGGUAGUGAACUCCAUUUCCUAUGAAACCAAAAACAUUCACCUUCUUGAUCCCAAAAACUGCCCCCAUCGUGUCUUUCUGAACCUCAACCUCUCCCUUACACCCUUCCACUAUUUCCAUGUUCUCAAAAACUACACAUACCUCAAUUGCUCCACCACCCUUCCACAUCCUUUCGUGGAGGUUCCAUGUUUAAGUGCUUCAACUCAUCAUGUCUACACCGUUGACCCUGCACUUCCUGUGCCAGGUUCGUGUGAAGGAAUCAAAACCGUUGCCAUCCCUUUUGCAUAUAGCCCUUAUCUCUCAGACAACAGGCUUGGUCUUAGAUUAACAUGGGACUCUCAAGACACCGAAACAAGAAACAAUACUAGAGGCUCCCACACAUGGCGUAAUAUAGUUAUAGGCACCAGCAUGAUCUGUGUUUUCGUGAUGGCGAUGCUGAUUAUAAGUAUAAGCAUAAAGGUUGGUGGGGCUACGAGGAAUCGCCAUCAGAAAGAAGGGCAGUUAUUGAAGAGUUUCACGGAUUUCUAGCUGAUAGACUUUUUCAACAACAUUCCUAUACUUACGUAAUACUUACAUUUCUCUUUUUGUUUUUCUCUCAACCUGUAAUAUGAUGUUACCUGUCACAUUUUUCACUUUUUUUCUUUUUGCUUUUUUUUAAUCUAACUAUUAGGUAGUCUUUAACUGCAUAAUUUCUGAUGAUUAAUCUCUAAUAGGUAUAUAAUAUAGUGAUAUUAAUUUUUUAUAAAUUGAAAUAUUAAAAACA
Molecule: messenger RNA, 1174 nt
Organism: Cajanus cajan (pigeon pea)
Lineage: Eukaryota; Viridiplantae; Streptophyta; Magnoliopsida; Fabales; Fabaceae
Product: RING-H2 finger protein ATL22
Molecular function (GO): polysaccharide binding
Source: RefSeq, a predicted model, not a curated record